Messenger RNA from Sphaerodactylus townsendi, 1343 nucleotides. It is a transcript of the gene DAPK3, whose product is annotated as death associated protein kinase 3. The transcript has 7 exons. Gene Ontology annotation, molecular function: protein serine/threonine kinase activity; ATP binding. Gene Ontology annotation, cellular component: cytoplasm; nucleus. Gene Ontology annotation, biological process: intracellular signal transduction; positive regulation of apoptotic process; protein phosphorylation. The record is from RefSeq and is a predicted model, not a curated record. Bases 4 to 963 code for a protein of 319 amino acids. NCBI's taxonomy places the organism in Eukaryota, Metazoa, Chordata, Lepidosauria, Squamata, Sphaerodactylidae.
CCAAUGGGGAGAGCGGGAGGCGAGUGCUGGAAUGCGGCGGGCGGCUGCGGGGCUCUGCUCGGCUCCCUCCGGUCGCGCGCGCCCUCGCCCUCUCUGGCGCGCUCCCGACCCCUAAGCACGGCUCGAGGGCUCGAGGAAGCUCAGGGACAAAUCGCGUCACUUUCUCACUGGGUUGCCAUGUCCACCUUCCGCCAGGAAAAUGUGGAAGACCACUACGAGAUGGAGGAAGAGCUGGGAAGCGGCCAGUUUGCAAUUGUGCGGAAAUGCCGGGAGAAGAAGAGCGGGCUGGAAUACGCCGCCAAGUUCAUCAAGAAGCGGCGCCUGUCCUCCAGCCGCCGAGGGGUCAGCCGCGAAGAGAUUGAGCGGGAGGUAAACAUCCUGCGGGAGAUCCAGCAUACAAAUAUCAUCACUCUCCACGAUAUCUUUGAGAACAAGACAGACGUGGUCCUCAUCCUGGAGCUGGUCUCGGGAGGGGAACUCUUUGACUUCCUGGCUGAGAAGGAGUCGCUGACGGAGGAAGAGGCUACUCAGUUCCUCAAGCAGAUCUUGGACGGGGUUUAUUACCUGCAUUCCAAACGCAUCGCCCACUUUGACCUCAAGCCUGAAAAUAUCAUGUUGCUUGACAAAAAUGUCCCCAGUCCUCGGAUCAAGCUGAUCGACUUUGGGAUUGCUCACAAGAUUGAAGCAGGAAAUGAGUUCAAAAAUAUUUUUGGCACCCCAGAAUUUGUAGCUCCAGAAAUAGUGAACUAUGAACCGCUGGGUUUGGAAGCUGACAUGUGGAGCAUCGGGGUCAUCACAUACAUCCUCCUGAGUGGGGCCUCCCCGUUCCUGGGAGAAACGAAGCAGGAGACCUUGACAAACAUCUCUGCCGUCAACUACGACUUUGACGAGGAAUACUUCAGCAACACCAGUGAGCUCGCCAAGGACUUCAUUCGGCGCCUGCUAGUCAAGGAUCCCAAGUAGGAGACUUACGAGGGACUGGGAGGAGGGAUAAAUGGGAGGAGCAAUCCGUAUGAAAUGUUAACUGAUUUUGAGCUGCCAGGGUGCACCUGGGCAACUGAGCUCUUGCACAGCCUUCAGCUGAACUCUUGCACAAGCAAGCUUUCAGAUUAGACCUGCAAGCGGAGCCUUUCUCUGGCUUUAGUAUUUUUUAAACUCCUUUCCAGGGCAGGAGAGAUGUGAAGCUGAGGUCUGAUAUAGAACGUAAUCGCUGUGUCAGUCUCACAGACCCAGAGGGAAUAAGGCAGACAAUAUUUUGGACCGACCAGUUGCUAAAUCGUGAUAUGGCGUAGGCUUCUGUUUUUUCUGAGAGGGGAUAUGAUUGAAGUCUAUAAAGUUAUGCA